GGUGGGGAUGGGUGUCCAGGGCAUUCCAUGAAAUAUCUCACCUUCGGCCAAUUAGAAACGGGAGGCGUUUUGUCGAGCCGCGUUUGAGCCAAUGACGGCGCAGUGCCGGGAAAUACAGCAGUAAAACGGUGCUGAGCAACGAUUGCAGGGUGUGAAGCUGGCAAAUGUGUGCGCGCGCAUGAGAGCAUCACCGCAUCUGUCCCGAUCCGAGCUAUUGUGUGCGGGUGCGCGUGAGCGCGCAGAAGAAGACAGCUGUACGUCUGUCCAGACAUUACCAACAAAGCCAGAAGAGGAUACGCCAAAGUCCUGAUUAUUGUCACUUUUCUUUUAUUCCCCGAGUGCCCUGCGAAGUUUGGUUCAUCUGCACCCCUCCCCUCCCUUCUCCUCCCACCACCAGCAUUCUCCUCUUGGUGCAGUACAUCUCCGCGGAGGAUACGCACGGUACAAAGGGUUCGUGAGCUGCCAAGCCGGAGAACAUGAAGUGGAACCUCUUUAAAAAGAAACCAGAGCCCAUGGUGGGGCCGGAGCCCACGGGAUUGGGCGGCACCAACCCGUCACAUACCAUGACGCCCGCUCCAGUUGUCUCCACGGCGGCGGACAACUCGACCGAGUCCGAGGGACCCAGCAAACACGAUAUGUUUGAGGAAAUCAAAAGCAAGUUCCUCAAUGAGAUCGAUAAAAUCCCAUUGCCUCCUUGGGCGCUCAUCGCCAUCGCCGUGGUAGCCGCCCUCCUCAUCCUCACCUGCUGCUUCUGCAUUAUAAAGAAAUGUUGCUGUAAGAAGAAGAAGAACAAGAAGGGCAAAAAAGGCAAAGAUGGAUUCAACAUGAAGAACAUGCAGGGUGGAGAUAAACUACAGGACGAUGAUGAUGAGGAGGGUGAGAUGGGAUUGACGGAGGAGGAGAAGGAGGAAGAGGAGAAAGAACAGGAGAAGCUGGGAAAACUCCAGUACUCUUUAGACUACGACUUCCAGGACAAUAAGCUGACAGUUGGAAUCUUGCAGUGUGCCGAUCUGAUCUCCAUGGACUCCGGAGGAACGUCUGACCCAUAUGUUAAAGUCUUUAUUCUGCCAGAUAAGAAGAAGAAAUUUGACACCAAAGUGCACAAAAAGACCCUCAAUCCAGUGUUCAAUGAAAGCUUUGUCUUCAAGAUCCCGUACCAGGAGCUGGGUGGGAAGACUCUGGUCAUGUCUGUUUAUGACUAUGACCGUUUCUCAAAGCAUGACAUCAUCGGUGAAAUCAAGCUACCCAUGAACACAGUCGAUCUGGGUCAGCCAAUCGAAGAGUGGAGAGAUCUGGAUAGCGCUGAGAAAGAGGAGCCUGAGAAACUCGGCGACAUCUGCAUCUCUCUGCGUUAUGUUCCUACUGCGGGAAAACUCACCGUCUGCAUCCUGGAGGCGAAGAACUUGAAGAAGAUGGAUGUGGGUGGUUUAUCUGACCCAUAUGUGAAGAUCCAGCUAUUGCAAAACGGCAAGCGCCUGAAGAAGAAGAAGACCACGGUGAAGAAGAAUACUUUGAAUCCGUAUUACAAUGAGUCCUUCAGCUUUGAGAUCCCACUGGAACAGAUGCAGAAAAUCAUCGUAGCGGUGACCGUCUUUGACUACGAUAAGAUCGGCAAGAAUGACGCCAUCGGAAAGAUCUUCAUCGGAAGUAAAGCCGCAGGCACGGCUCUGAAGCAUUGGUCCGAUAUGCUGGCGAACCCGCGCCGACCCAUUGCUCAGUGGCACCCGCUUCAACCCGAGGAAGAUAUCGAUGGUGCUCUCGCUGCUCUUUGGGCUAAGAAGUAACUUCUCACAUCUCGGCCCGACUAACCAACUAACUAACCAACCCUCCGCUGCAUGACACCCCACACCCAUCUGUACGCGCUCUUCCAGUUCAUUUCACGUAAUCGCCAACAGACACUUGAUGUUCUGAAGAAUAUACUUGAAAAAAUGAACAAUAUCACAUUUUUUGCCACUUAGCGUAAACCAAGCGGGAAAAACUGGCAAAUAUGACAAGCAAAACAUUGGUCUGGAGAAACCUUUUUAAAUGUUGUGCGGCUAAACAACAGAGGCAAUAGAUGUUACAAUCUGCAUUUUUUUUAUAUCACAUCAUUAAUUUCCACAGUUUUGCCAAAUCGAUAAAGCAUUAAGAAUAGUCCAAAAAAUAAUUUUAAAAAACGUAAUGCACACUUAAAAUGCUGGGUUAUUUUUAGCCCAGCGUGGGGUCAAAAAUGGAUGAACCACCCAAAGUUCUGUGUUGGUUUACCUAUUGUUGGGUAAAAAUAAACAUUUCUGGGUUACUUUAACCCAACAGGUUUGGUUUGUCCCUUUUAAACCCAAUUCUGGGUUAAAAAUAACCAGACAUUUUUUAUGGUGCACUAAAGUUAUUUUAAAAUACCAGUCAGAUUAUUUCGGUUAAAAAGUGUGUAGUUCAGCUAAUGAAAAGGACAGCGAGUUGAUAUUUUGUGCCUAAAAAAGUGCAAGCAGGUUACAUAUCUAACAUGAUUUUCAGUUGCACAGUUAUUAAGGAUAACAGAUAAAAUGAAGUCAAACUAGGUAGUGCAGGACAUUGUUUACAUUGUCAAAAAUAUUAGGCUGCUGCGUUUGUCUAAAAUAAAAAAAGACUUUUAGUCUUGGUAAAACCUGAAACUACAUAUACAUGGCCAAAAGAAACAAAAUUUAGAUCUAUGAUCUAUGACUGUAAUAGAAAUGUAUGGACUAAUAUUGUGGCAAUAUACAUUACAUGUAAAAUGAAUAAAGCAUGGUUUACACAUACUGUCUUAUUAACACUUUACACAGUUUUAUUUACUGUAAUUUUACAAUUACAGUGUCAAACCUUUUGCUUUCAUAACCAUGAACCCAUUGGGCCAACAUUGAUGCUCAUCACGACUGAAGCUGGCUGUGAAUGUACAGUGAGAUCUUACCAAAUCUCAAACCUGUGUUUCCAUCAUCUCUGUGCACUUCACACACCUGAGUUUCUGGUUUACAUCACUGCCUUGUUUGUUCGGAGCAAAACUUAACCGAGUUCAAGUCUCUGUGAUGCCAAAGUAUUAACUCCAGUGAGAUGGUAAGAGGCAGUUUACCAGGGUUCACCUGCACUUCAUCGAGUUACACAUCUACAAAAAAGCAAUCGUCCGCGCAGUCAGCACAUACGACUACACCCCAAACUAUGCGUGUGUAUAUAUGCAUUGAUCAAAGUUGUUUCUACAGCAUGUGUCUAUAAAUCGAUGUACAUAGAAGCAUGUUUUAAAGAUAGAGCAUAAUUAUAUUGUGUGUGUGACAUUUGUCAUUUUGAUAAUAAAAUGUAGAGGAAAAAAUGCACUGAAUGCACAUUUUAUGAAAUUUCCCAGAAAGGGGUAUAAGAUAUAAAGAAAUAUAUUCAUAGGGUUUUUCAGAAUACUUUUAAAUUUGCAACAGGGAGCUGUGUGUUAGACUUAUGCUCGUGGUGUCCUUUUGAAUUUUGAUUUUCUUUCUAGUGUCCAGUCAGCGUGUAUUUGUGUUGUGUUUUCUCUGUUAUGGUUAUUCAAAAAUUCAGAGGAAAAUCUGUUCAGGUUGUGCAUUGUGAGGAAUGUCUGGAAACAUUCAGAUCAAAAUCAAAAGAAAUAAAGAAAAUUAAAUAUAUUAUAAGAUUUAUGAUAGCUUUGUGACAUUAUUUUUUUCACCAUGUCAACAUAUCAUAAUUUUCCUGUCAUUUCCGUACCAUGAAUGUUUUACUUUAUUUUCAAAACUCACAGAUUGUCAUCUGGUCUCUUAUUGUAAUUGUAAAUUACUUUUAAUCAACAUAAAAACCAUGUAAAUAGAAUAUAAUAUAAAUACUAUUUAAAUAAAGUAUUGCUUUUGUUGUUGUUUGCAUAGCAAUAAUAAUAUUUUUUUUAUUAUUAUUAUUUUGGGGGUAUAUGUGCUUAAUUCUUAAAUCUUUGUGGUCCAAUACUGUGGUCUAGUUUCCAUCAAGCAUAUGUGAUCUCUUAUUUCUUUUGAUUUUGAUGUGAAAUAUAAACCUGACGGGUUCUGUGAUGAAUGUACCGGGUGCAAAUCUCAUCCAAAAACAGAAGCCAUAUGUGUGACACAAAGAUUUCACUACAGCACCUCAACAGAUGUCAAUAAUAAUUUAUAUGCAUUUGAGCCAAAAGUGUUUGAGAGUAAAACCUACGCUCUUAAAAACAAAGGUUCUUCACAGUGAUGUCAUAGAAGAACCAUUUUUACUUAAAGGGAUAGUUCACCCAAAAAUGAAAAUGUUUUAAACCUGUGAGUUUUUUAUUUUAUUUUGAUGAACAUAAAAUAAGAUAUUUUGAUAAAUGAUGGUAAGCACACAGUUAAUGGUACCCAUUGAAUUCCAUCAUAUUUGUUUUGUAAUGGUUACAAUCAGCUGUAGUACAGACUUCCCAAGGUGACAUUGGAGUAAAAAAAAUUAAAGUUUAGUUUCAUGUGCUCACGUGAAACUUUCAUGUGCUGAUUUUUUUUAAGUUUGGUUUCACGUGCACACAUGAAACUUUCACGUGCGCACGCGAUAGUUUCACGUGGGCAAGCGAUAGUUUCAGGUGCACGCGAAACUAAACGCGAUAGUUUCACGUGCGCACACGAUAGUUUCAUGUGUGCACGCUAUAGUUUCACGUGCGCAUGCAAAACUAAACUUUUUUUUUCUCCAUGUCCCCUUAGGGGCUCCGUAGCUGUGUGCUUACCAUCAUUUAUCAACAUAUCUUCUUUUGUGUUCAUCAGAAAAACAAUUCAUACAGGUUUAUAACAACAUGAGGAUGAGAAAAUUAUGACAGAAUUUCAUUUUUGGUGAACUAUCCCUUUAAUUUUUCUAGAAUAUUCUACAAAGAACCUUUUGUGAAACAGAAAGGUUCUUCAUGUUAAAGGUUCUUCAUGAAACCAUUCACCAAAUUUUUUUUCUGUGGCAUCGUAAAGCACCUUUAUUUUUACGUUCAAAAAUGUAAUUUUUUUCUGGCUGUGUGGUUCCAUAAAGAAUCUUUAACAUCGACCAAAUCUUUUUGUUCUUUGCAGUGAAAAAGUUUUUUCAGAUUAUAAAAAGGAAAUGAUUCUUUGGGGAACCAAAAAUAGUUCUUAUAUGACAUCAUUGCGAUCCCCACCUUUAUUUUUAAGAGUGUAUAUAUAUUCAGACGAGUAAUUGAAUUGAAUGAAAGUGAUGACCUUGUGUUUACAGUACAGUAUGACAAAAUAACUGACAGUAUAUUUUACAAUAAACAUGCAUUGAUUAUAUUCACAAUUGCUUGCAAUAAUAAGAGAAACAUGGUCAGAAUUGAAGAUCCUGUUGUACACUGGCAUGACUUUAUUAUGCAAUGUGUGUGUACUUGAUUGUUAUCUUGUAUUUGUUUGUGAUGAGAGAUUAUUUGCUGAACACUGUAUCUGCACCGUAUGUCAAACAUCUAAUACAAAAUUGACUGUUUAAUGAAUGUCUACGAGAGAAAAGCAAGAUAGCAGCAGAUGAAUCAGGAUUGUCUUUGUGGCCAUUUUAUGUUUGGAGUAAUUUAAUGGUUUUGCAUCCAAGUGUCUCGUUGUUGAAUGUAUGAGCUUUCCACCUUAAAUCCUUUGAGUUUUUUUAUUGAAUGUCAGGUCUGUUGUAUUCGUGUGCUUAUUUCUGAUACGUUCAACAGCCUCGGACUGUGUGCUGCUGCCUAUAGGAAUAUUCGUCCGCUUCUAUGUGUUGUACUUUGUGAUAGGACCAAUGUAGAAUAACGUCUCAAUGUUUCUUCUGUGACCGUGAAUUACAACUGCAGGGUUUUCCUUUGCAGAGCAAGCAACAAAAUCCCAGUCUUCCUGGGACACUGUGGACGCCAGUCGACUGGCCCGCCUAUGUGAUUUUCCAUUUGUUGUAUUCUUAUAUUGGACCAUAUCAUCACCAAGACCUUUCCAAUGCAAUACUGCCAACAUCUCGGCUUACUAACAUACUCUAACCCCUCGAUUCAUUCGCCGUGUAAACUUUUCCAAACAGCCAACCCUUCUUGUUUCGUUUGUCCUGUGUGGAGAUUCCCAUGUUGUCAGAUCCUUUUGUGGAUGCUUUGGCAUGCUUUAAAUUCCCUGAACAAAUGAACACAUUGGCCAGCAAAGAAAAAAAAUGAACGCCUUUUCUGUGGCAACUCCUGCAGCUUCUUGUCAUCCUGUACAUGUGAAACCUCAACGAAGCCAAUCGGUAAAACAUCUACAUGCGGAUUUAACAAUGAGUUAUCAAUUAGUUAAUCAUAGGAAAUAAAGAUCUUUUAAAUAUA
This is a messenger RNA of Paramisgurnus dabryanus, 6205 nucleotides long. RefSeq names its product synaptotagmin IIb (gene syt2b). Lineage: Eukaryota; Metazoa; Chordata; Actinopteri; Cypriniformes; Cobitidae. Gene Ontology annotation, cellular component: synaptic vesicle membrane; dense core granule; exocytic vesicle. The record is from RefSeq and is a predicted model, not a curated record. Gene Ontology annotation, biological process: calcium ion-regulated exocytosis of neurotransmitter; synaptic vesicle endocytosis. Gene Ontology annotation, molecular function: calcium ion binding; phosphatidylserine binding; calcium-dependent phospholipid binding.